AUGGCAAGAAGAUUGGAAAUCCGGAGCAAACGACAGAAGCCCAUUAAAAAGCAGAUCACCGAUUGGCGACUCGGUUCUUGGAACUGCAGGUCCCUGAACUUUUUGGGUUUCCAGUUCGCAUUGGCGAAUGAGUUGCAACCUCGCAACUUCGAUGUUGUGGCACUGCAGGAGGUGUGCUUGGAGGAGGAGCAGGUGCUCGACUGGCCAGGUCGGCAGACUGAUUCCCGUUUUUUUCUGAGCGGCGGCAAGGACAAGAAGCUGGGUACCGGCUUUAUUGCGCGGGGCAAGAUGCAGGAUCGCGUGUUCAGCUUCAUGGCGAUCAGCGAGCGGAUGUGCAAGUUGAGGAUAAGAGGCCGUUUCUUCAACUACAGCAUAAUCAACGUGCACUGCCCCCACGAGGAAAAGUCCGAUGAUGAAAAGGAAGCAUUCUACGCGACGCUGGAGGAGGUGUAUGACGGCUGUCCGCGGCAGGAUGUGAAAGUCAUCAUUGGGGAUAUGAACGCUCGGUUUGGGAGGGAGGAAAUGUAUCGGCCGACAAUAGGCCCAGAAAGCCUGCACUCGGUCACGAACGACAACGGCCAACGCUGCAUUGACUGUGCAGCCUCCCGUGGAAUGGUGGUCAGGACCAAGCAGCACCUGCAGGAGAUCGAGCGCGCGUCCACCACCGCCCCGCAUCGAGUGUGGGACAAGUUUGACCUGGCCCACGCUACAUCGCCAGAAGAGACGAGCCGUCAACAUCUCGUCUGGAGGCGGUUCCAUCCGCCCACGUGCUGGCCCGGAAAGCCAAGUUCCGGCCCGCGCAGCAUCAUCGAAGUCGACCGCGCCCUCGUAGGUCGAACCGGCAGCGUCGUCCGCACCGUCCGCGAACACGCGGCGAGAAACAACAUCAGCAGCAGCAUCAACCGGCGGGCCCCUCCGUUCAACACCGCAUGUCUGCAGAACGGGGAAGUGGCCCACAGUUACGCGCAGCAGCUGGAAGCGAAUCUGCCAGGUGAGGAGGAACUUGGCGCAGCCUCGCUCGAAGAUGGUUGGAGCCGUAUUCGCUCAGCCAUCGGCAGUGCAGCGGAAGCCACAUUGGGUAGUGCGAUCCGAGUCAGUCGGAAUGAUUGGUACGACGACGAGUGCCAACGGAUUACCGCUGAGAAGAAAGCAGCUUACGACAGGAAGCUGCACAAGGCGACGAGAGGGAACGUGGAACGAUACAGGCAGGCUCGGAAUCGGCAGGUCGCGGUCUUCAAGUUCAAGAAGCGCCAGCAGGAAGAUCGGGAUUGCGCAGAAAUGGAGCAGCUAUUCCGAGCUAACGAGUCGCGAAAGUUUUACGAGAAGGUGAACCGGUCCCGCAAAGGCUUCGUGCCGCGAGCCGAUGUGUGCAGGGACAAUGAGGGAAACCUGAUCGUGAACAAAAGCGAGGUGUUGGACAGGUGGAAGCAGUACUUCAACGAGCACCUCAACGGCGAUGAAGCAGACGGAGACGGCGUUGGAGUCAACCUUGGAGCGCCCGCAGCUGAUGAACAGUUCCCGGCGCCUGAUCUAGAGACGUGGAUGAUGAUGAGUUGA
This is a messenger RNA of Culex quinquefasciatus (southern house mosquito), 1557 nucleotides long. RefSeq lists its product as uncharacterized. Bases 1 to 1557 code for a protein of 518 amino acids. The transcript is spliced from 4 exons. Gene Ontology annotation, molecular function: catalytic activity. The record is from RefSeq and is a predicted model, not a curated record. Lineage: Eukaryota; Metazoa; Arthropoda; Insecta; Diptera; Culicidae.